This is a messenger RNA of Tripterygium wilfordii, 525 nucleotides long. RefSeq names its product thebaine 6-O-demethylase-like. The coding region runs from base 1 to 525 and encodes 174 amino acids. The transcript has 4 exons. The record is from RefSeq and is a predicted model, not a curated record. Lineage: Eukaryota; Viridiplantae; Streptophyta; Magnoliopsida; Celastrales; Celastraceae.
AUGGCGUUAGAAAACUAUAUAUACCAUGGCAACAUUGAAGCAGAGAUCGAUCUCCUGCGACCAGAGAUCUUGAGGCCUUUGAAGUCCGGUAAGGCCCUCGAUCUCCGUGACCAGAGAUCGAAGACGAACACGAAGAGGGAGACCUUGGACAAUUACUCGUUGGAAGUCAAUAAUCUAGCAUUGGUGAUCCUAGGACAUAUGGAAAAGGCCCUGAAAGUGAGUACUGGGAUUAAGGAGGCAUUUGCAGAUGGAGCUCAACAGAUGCAGUUUAACUACUACCCGCCGUGCCCUCAAUCAGAGAAAGUCAUCGGCCUGAGCCCUCAUUCCGAUAUGGGUCUCACUGUCCUUCAAACCAAUGAUGUUGUAGGUCUCCAAAUUAAGAAAAAUGGCAAUUGGCUUACUAUUAAGCCCAUCCCAGGACCCUUCAUCGUCAACCUUGGAGACAUGAUUGAGAUUAUAACCAACGACAUAUACCCUAGCGUCGAGCAUCACGUGAUAGUGAACCCGAAGAAAGAAAGGCUCUGA